UGUUAUACGCUCAAAAUUAGUUUUAUAAAAAAAUUAAAAAAAAAAGUAUCGAUCGGCAACUAUUUAGAAAUUUCUAAGUAGAAAAUACAAAGAAAAGCAAAAUACUAGAGGCGGUUAUCAAAUGAACGCAAAAUAUAGAAGUGAUUAGGUCGCGCAGCAAUUAUAUUUUAUGCAUAAAAUAUUUUUAAAAAUUUUCUAAAUGGUCUUUUGAAGCAAUUCUUUAAUAUCAAAAAAAAAAAAAUAAUUGAGGCGUAAAAAACCAGAAUUUAAUUUGAAAAAAAAAUCAAAGCAAAGGAGUAGCAAUGGAAUCAUUAGAAUCUCCAGGAAAAUUUAAUAUUGAUGUGAAAAAAUUUUACAAAAUCAUGCGAACAAAAGACAUUUUAAUUUUUAUUUUAUUGGAAUCACUAUUAUUAUUGAGCUCAGUGAAUGGACAUCGGGAACAUAAGGUUCACAAUAUUACUUUGUACCCAGAUAAACAUUCAUGGUGUAAUGUUUUGCCAAUAAAACAAGUAAUUAGCCAUCCUGGAUGUAAAUCAGUUGAAAUUGAUAAUAAUGUUUGUGUUGGUGCAUGUUUCAGCUACUCAAUACCACAUACAGAACCAAGUGAUCCUGGAGAAGUUAUAGUUCCAUAUUGUGAUAGCUGUCAACCAUCAGAAAAGAAAUUAAUUCAUAUUAAUUUGGAAUGUGACGCUAAUAAUGAAUCUGAUAAAAAAUCGCAACAAUUAAAAGUUGUUCAAUAUAUAACAAAUUGUACAUGUACAUCAUGUGAAAAAGAUAAAUAUUUAGAACAAAUAUUACUUGGAAAUUCAGCCAAAGAAAUAAAAGAAUUACAAAAUGAUGCACCAGAUUUAUUAGAUGCUUUACAAAAUCGUGAUGAAAUUAAUCCAAAAUUCUUUAAUUUAGAUCCAGAACGUUCAAAAUUAUUAAAGAAUUUAAUGAAUAGUCAAAUUAUGACAUUAUUAAAAAAUAUACAAUCAGAAAAUUCACAAAAGGAUAAAGAACAAUUAACUGAAGCAUUGAAAAUAAUUAAUGAACAAUCUAAAGAGAAAGUCAGUGAUUCAACAAUUGCUGCAUUAGUAAACAGUUUCUAUAGAGAAAAUAUAGAAUUAGAUUUACCAAAGCUAUUGGAAACAUUACAAGCAUUAGAUAAUUCAAAAUAUUUUGAAAAAUUACGUAAAAAUAAUAAUCAUCAUGAAGGUAGCGGCUCUGAACAUAAUUAUAAUAAUAAUGAUGAUGAUGAAAAUAAUGAUGAUAUUUCAUUUAAUGAUGGUUCACAUGUUGGUAUGGGUCAUUUGAAAGGAUCACAUAUUGGUAUGGGUUUUACACAUCAUUAUACACAUCAUCAUCAACAUCAAAAUCAUCAUUCUAAGAAACCAUCACAUCAUGAAUAUGAUACAGAUAAUUCAUCAUCGAAUGAAGAUUAUGAUGAUAGAAGUGAUGAACAUAAUGAACAACAUCAUCAUAAUGAUGUUGAAGUUGAAAAUAUACCGAAUAAAUUAGAUUUAAAUGAGAAUUCUUUAUUACAUAAAUUACAUCAUAAAAUACAUACACAUCAUAUGCAUCAUAAACAUCAUCAUGGUAAUACUGGUACAAUACAUCAUGUUGGUGGUGAUAAUACAUCUGGCAGUAUUGGUAGCUCAACAGAUUCAAGUGCUGCAAAUGAAAUUGAAAAACCAUCAUCAAUUUCUUCUUCUUCGUCGUCUUCUUCUUCAGUGAAUAAUGGUGGUUCGAAUAAGGAUGAAACAAUUCAUCAAAUUCAUUCAAAACAUCAUCAUCAUAUGCAUCAUCAACAUGGUCAUCAUCAUUUAGGUGAACAUCUUGGUCAUGGUCAUUUAACACAUGGUCCACAUGGAUCUUUAGUUAUUGAACCAGAUCAUAUUGAUCAUGAUGAUGUUGAAAUACAACAUUCAAAUGGACAUGAAAGAAUAAAUGUUAAUCCAAAUGAUUUAAAACCAAAUAAUGCUGGAACAUUAUUAAGUUAUUCAAGUCAUCCUACAUCUUCAAAUAAUUCUUAAAGAAUAUUUAGAAAAUUUUUUUUCUAUUUUCUGGAAAUUUUUUUUUUAUGUAUCAAUGUAUAAAAGAUAGAAGGUGAAUAGAUGUAAAUGCUAUUUGUAUAUAAAAAGAAAUAUUUUUUAAGACCCUAAGACGAAGGAAAAUUUUUUGUCAAUUAAUAAAUUUGGGUCAAAAAAAUUUAAUUAUUUUGUUACCUACACCUAAUUUAAAAAACCCCAUCUGAAAAAUUAAUUAAUUUUUUAAAGCUCUUUGAAAACUAAUUCCAUUAGUUACUUUGAGAGAACUAAAGGGAAAUUUUCAAAUACAACUUUACUUUAUUAUAAUCAACAUUUCAAUUCAAAUAUCUAAAUCCAGCCUUAAUGUUAGUAAAAUAAUUGGACGCUACAACUAGAGUACGAAAAUUAAGAGAAAUGUUGAAAUGAAUUCUUUUUUUUUUCUACCCCCCAAUAAAAUUUGUGUACUAUUAAAAAUAUUAAUUUUAAUUAUUUGAAUUUUUGUUGUAAUUUUUAAUUAUUGUUUUUUUUUUUUAAUUUUUUUCAUAUAAAUUUUUUUAAUUUUAUUUUUAGUUAUGUUUUUUUUUUAUUAUUUUAUAUGUAAACUUUUAAUUUAAAAAUGAAUUUUUUUGAAUUUAAUUAUUGUAAUAAAAUGCUUAAUGUUACAUAAAUGUACAUAUACGUAUAUAUA
Messenger RNA from Condylostylus longicornis, 2697 nucleotides. RefSeq names its product probable serine/threonine-protein kinase fhkB. Lineage: Eukaryota; Metazoa; Arthropoda; Insecta; Diptera; Dolichopodidae. The transcript has 5 exons. Gene Ontology annotation, molecular function: receptor ligand activity; BMP binding. The record is from RefSeq and is a predicted model, not a curated record. Gene Ontology annotation, biological process: animal organ morphogenesis. Bases 303 to 2015 code for a protein of 570 amino acids.